Messenger RNA from Achroia grisella, 675 nucleotides. Its product is annotated as atherin-like. The coding region runs from base 1 to 675 and encodes 224 amino acids. The transcript has 2 exons. NCBI's taxonomy places the organism in Eukaryota, Metazoa, Arthropoda, Insecta, Lepidoptera, Pyralidae. The record is from RefSeq and is a predicted model, not a curated record.
AUGGCGAAAGCAAGAAAACAUUAUCCGUUACGCAGACUCUCCGGACAAUGCCACCGUUGUCAGAACUACGGGCACUCUGCCCGUAAUUGUUUCGCUCGCCCACGGUGCGUCAAGUGCCUAGGCGAUCACGCCACCGCAGAUUGCGGCCGUAGGCCCAACACCCCCACGCCCCCCAGUUGCACCCUCUGCCUCACAGAGGGUCACACCGCGAAUUACCGCGGUUGUUCACGCGCCCCACGUCCCGCCAAAAAGAAGGCCACCCACACCCAGGGCAACCGUGCUCCGGCACGUGCCCCCGCCAAGGCUCAAACACAACCCGAGCCACUCGUACCCGCCCCUCUGCCUGCUAACAAUGCCUGGAUUAAACCCCCGGCAAUAGUAAGCAAGGUAGCACCCAACCCGCCCGCCCAGAAAGCCCCGCCCGCCCAAUCGGCCCCGCCCAUGCCCAUACACAAACCCGUCCCCAAAACACUGCCCGCGGCCCCCAAGGCCAACGGCAGCUCCCUCGCGCAGGACUUCGCAAUGGUGGCUCGCUUAGCCAGCACCAUCGACCCUAACGAGAUUGCCCUUCUGGCCUCCAAGCUCCGCCUGUAUAAGGAGUCGCCCCAAAAUAGGCUCGCAGCCGUCUGCGAGCACAUCGGCGUACUUACCGCCAUCCUCAAUUUUAACCUGUAA